UGUAGCAACAGGGCAAAGGGGAGCAGCUGAGAGCCACGGAGCCAGCACCACAUUUGUGUGGAUAAAAAGGAAAGAAAUUGAGUGAAGAGGAAUUCAUGAAACAGCUGGCAAGAAAAGCACUCAGCCUUCUCCUUUCCCUGCCGUCAGGCAUGAGCAUCAUUUCCCUGAGAGCCUUCUGGCAUGUGAAGGAUGCCAAAAGAGAAAGAAAAAAUGCAGCAACUACAUGACCAUUUUCACUUCCUAAAGUGGGUGACAGAAAUUCCCCCCAGGUCAUAUGAUCUUUGUUGAAGCUGCACCAGGAAGAGCAGCAGCAACCAGUGAGUGCAGGGCGUCUCCAUACAAAAGCCUCUGCUGCCUGAGCCAGAGGUCAGAGCAGCACAGGGAUGUGCAUGCGAAUGCACACAUAUGUACCAAGGUGAGGUGCAAACACCCUCCCAGCCGGAUUGCCUCUUGCACAAUUCUGAUUCUGUGCAAACUGACAGACCUUUUAUUUUCCCUCCAUUGCUCCACUUCAAGCAUGUAUCCAGAGCAGGACUUCUGAGAACGCUACUUCCUCCAGCACAUCUCUUGGAAAACAGCCCUCCUCUCUCCCUGAUUAGAGGUGGCCAUCUGCACCAUGAUGGAGAUAAUGGCAAUGAGAACAUGGGUUGAGCCGGUGGUCGCAGGCUCCCAGGUGGCCAGUGCCUUCUACGACACAGCGCUGCUGCUGGUGGUGAAGAACUUCUACAACCAGACCAAUUCAACCACCCCUUCCCACGUACUGGAAGAUGCUCAGCAGAAAGCCGUCUCUAAUUUUUAUAUCAUCUAUAACCUUGUCCUGGGUCUCAGUCCACUGGUGUCAGCCUAUGGCUUGUCCAAGCUAGGGGACAAGGUGCAUCGCAAGAUCCCCAUCUGCGUCUCGCUUCUUGGCUACUUGGGCUCCAAGUCUCUCCUGCUUCUGCUGAUCCUGCUGGACUGGCCAAUUGAGGUGAUGUAUGGGGCUGCAGCCAUCAAUGGGCUGACAGGUGGCUUCACCACAUUUUGGGCAGGCAUCAUGGCUCUGGGAUCUCUGGGUUCCUCUGAGAGCAGGAGGUCUCUGCGGCUCAUCAUUAUUGAGAUGGUGUAUGGCCUUGCGGGCUUUCUGGGAAGCAUGGCAUCUGGCUACCUCUUUGUUGGCUUCAACUAUCACUAUCGAGAGGGCACUGUGCUGGUGAGUUGCAGCAUUGCCUGCUAUGCUUUCUGUCUCCUCUACAGUGCUUUUGUGCUGACAGUCCCCAAGCCAGCAACUUCCUGCCCAGACAAAGCCAAGAGUGUAGAAGAGGCUGGCAACCAGCUACCAGACCACACAGGAGGAGCAAACAGUGCCCAGCCUUCAGAGAGCAGCAGCCAAACUCCAGUAACACCCUCAAAAUUAAUCAUCAUUAUGCUUUUUGUGGCAGCGAUCCUCUAUGAUCUUGCCGUAGUUGGUGCAAUGAAUGUACUUCCACUCUUCUUGAUCAGGGAGCCUUUGAGUUGGAAUGCCGUGGAGAUCGGCCACGGCAACGCUGCUGGGUACAUAAUUUUCAUCACCAGCUUUCUGGGCGUACUUGUGUUCUCCAAGUACUUUAAGGACAUCACCAUGAUCAUGAUCGGAGUGGUAUCAUUCAGUGCUGGCAUCCUCAUCAUGGCCUUUGUGCGGUGGACUUUCUUGUUCUACAUUGCUCGAGCAGUGAUGCUCUUUGCCCUCAUCCCCUUACCAACCAUCAGGUCCAUGUUGUCCAAGCAUGUUGAAGGAUCAUCCUAUGGUAAGGUGUUUGUCCUGCUGCAGCUGUCCUUAGUCACCACGGGAGUAGUGACAUCCACAGCCUACAACAAGAUCUACCAAAGCACGCUGAACUGGUACAGCGGCUUCUGCUUUGUUCUGUCUUUCCUGGCUGGCUGCCUGAGUCUCUUCCCUUUAAGCAUUGUGGCCAUCAAACAACAUUCAAGCACUGGUUCUUUUCAGAUUCCGACCAAGUGACAGAAGCUGUACCAUCCAACACAUCUUUUAGUCUUGAUCAGUUCUUUGAGGAAAUGGAAGGUCUGCCAAGCAUUUGCCCCUCCAGUUAGUUUCAUUACAAGAAACUCAUCUACGUCUUCAUCCACACAUGCCAUACUCUCAGCCAGUGAGGUCACCCAGGACAAAGAAAUUUGCCUUGUUAUUUCUGCAGUACAUCAUCAUGCAGACUGAUGUGCACUGUCUGUAGGUCACUAUCAGUGUUCUGAACAUCUUUUCAUUCUAGGUACUUAGCAAUAGUGCAGAUGGACAAGAACAGGGCAGAAAUGAGAGGUGUGUUUCCAAGCACAUCAACCAGUUUAAGAGGAAAGCAGUGGAACAGCCAUUGUUCUCCAUUAUUGUCUUCUUGUCCAUCAAGUCUGAAACCCCAGAGCAGUUCUGUGACUUUGGCUUACAUGGUAGAGGUCCAGAAGCAGCACACUGGGAGUGCACAGUGGUCAGCAGGACGGGACUAGCUUCUAACAUACUACAGACAAGAGUAAAGAUAACUGAUGUUAUGAAGAAAAAUACAGAAAUGCCAUGGUAAAAACAAACAAACAAACAAACAAAAAACCCAAACAAGAUUAAGAUAAAUUUUUUGUAAUCCCUACAAUAAAACAUUUCUUAAUACA
Messenger RNA from Phasianus colchicus (ring-necked pheasant), 2625 nucleotides. The record is from RefSeq and is a predicted model, not a curated record. Lineage: Eukaryota; Metazoa; Chordata; Aves; Galliformes; Phasianidae.